Molecule: messenger RNA, 312 nt
Organism: Arctia plantaginis
Lineage: Eukaryota; Metazoa; Arthropoda; Insecta; Lepidoptera; Erebidae
Source: the annotation of a GenBank genome assembly
AUGCUAAGAAGAGUUUGUGUUCAAAUUGCGGAUUUGGCACCGAAUACGGCAGCCACUGUAGCUCGGGCAGCCGUAGGAGCCGUUACAAGGGAAUUAAAGCCAGGUGAACCCGCCACAGCUAGUAUUGCCAGGGUACUUGGCUUUCUAGCGUGCUUAGUAUCUCACGCACCAGUUAAGUGUGCUGUUCUCCAUGCUAUGAACAGUGGAGGACCCAGAGCAACCGAUGUCCAAACUGCAUUAUGUUCUGUGCUAGUUUGGCAAAUGCAUCUAACGAACAUGGUGCCGCUCAGGAGUACGCCGCACAUGCUUUAG